Molecule: messenger RNA, 2313 nt
Organism: Aegilops tauschii subsp. strangulata
Lineage: Eukaryota; Viridiplantae; Streptophyta; Magnoliopsida; Poales; Poaceae
Product: beta-glucosidase-like SFR2, chloroplastic
Biological process (GO): carbohydrate metabolic process
Molecular function (GO): beta-glucosidase activity
Source: RefSeq, a predicted model, not a curated record
AUCCCCGGGAGCGCCGCAGUCCUCUUCCCGCCACUCCUAUCUUCUCCCCCAGGAAAAAUAAAUAAAACCUCGCUGAGUGGUAGUAUUUACGGAAAUGCCAUGGCCGGCCUUCCUGGCGGUGGCCGCGAAGCUCAUCGUCCUUGCGGCGGCCGCCGCGACGGCGGCAAACGCGGCCUCCUACGCGCGGUUCCGGAGGCGCCACCUCCGCCGCAUCCGCAGCCCCAUCGACGAGUCGGCCGACCCCGUCGCCGAUUUCCGCUCCCUGCCCUCCUCCGCCACCGCAGCAGAGGAUGAUGAUUUUUUCUUCGGGUUAGCGACGGCGCCUGCGCAUGUUGAAGACAGACUGGACGAUGCUUGGCUUCAGUUUGCAACCGAACAAUCCGUUGAUGACAAGGAGUCCAUGCGCAACCAGAAACAAGUCGAUGCAGUGAUGGCCUCUGCUGGCGGUGAUGGAGGCUCUCAGCCAUCUUCUAGGCUACGAGGGGAUGAAAAGGGUACCGAUGGAGAGAAAAGGAAGCCUCUUAGGGUAGCCAUGGAGGCUAUGCUCAGAGGAUUUGAAAAGUUUUCUGAGGGUGAAGAAUCUAGUGGUGGAGACAACUGCAGCCACAAUGUUGCUGCUUGGCACAAUGUUCCAUGCCCGCAAGAGAGGCUUAAAUUUUGGUCCGAUCCUGAUACUGAGUUGAAACUUGCUAAGGAAACCGGCAUUAGUGUUUUCCGCAUGGGCGUAGACUGGACAAGAAUAAUGCCUAAGGAACCAACUGAAGAUUUCAAGAGCUCGGUUAAUUUUGCAGCACUUGAGCGGUAUAGAUGGAUCAUUCAAAGAGUUCAUGAGCAUGGGAUGAAAGUAAUGCUUACCCUAUUUCAUCACUCACUUCCACCUUGGGCUGGGGAAUAUGGUGGAUGGAGGAUGGAAAAAACUGCUAAUUAUUUCAUGGAUUUUGUAAGGCUUGUUGUUGACCGUGUGUCAGAUUUAGUGGACUACUGGGUGAUUUUCAAUGAGCCACAUGUGUUUGUGAUGCUAACUUAUUGUGCUGGAGCUUGGCCUGGUGGGGAUCCUAAUGCAAUUGAAGUAGCAACAUCUGCUUUACCAACUGGUGUAUAUAAUCAAGCUUUGCAUUGGAUGGCUGUUGCGCAUGCUGAAGCUUAUGACUACGUUCAUUCAGAAAGCAAGAAUGCAAUGAUGCCAAUAGUUGGUGUUUCACAUCAUGUAUCGUUUACACGGCCAUAUGGUCUAUUUGAUGUUGCGGCUGUCACAAUAGCUAACUCAAUGACUCUAUUCCCCUUCAUCGAUAGCAUCUGUGAUAAGUUGGACUUUAUUGGCAUCAAUUACUAUGGUCAGGAGGUAAUAUCAGGACCUGGUCUAAAGCACGUGGAAAAUGAUGAGUACAGUGAAUCUGGUCGUGGAGUUUAUCCCGAUGGGCUGUUUCGCAUCCUACUUAAGUUCAAUGAGCGAUACAAGAGCUUAAACAUACCUUUUAUCAUUACUGAAAAUGGAGUUUCUGAUGAGACUGAUCUGAUUCGGAAACCAUAUAUACUGGAGCACCUGUUAGCCAUAUACGCGGCCAUUUUAAUGGGUGUGCGUGUGCUUGGCUAUCUAUUCUGGACAACGUCGGAUAAUUGGGAGUGGGCUGAUGGCUAUGGUCCCAAGUUUGGGCUUGUUUCUGUUGACCGUGCUAAUAACCUAGCACGGAAACCUCGCCCUUCGUACUAUUUGUUCACCAAGGUUGUCACAACUGGAAAAAUUACGAGACAGGACAGAACAUCUGCUUGGAGGGAACUGCAAGAAGCUGCGAUUCAGAAGAAAACACGCCCAUUUUACAGGGAAGUAGAUAAACAUGGGCGUAUGUAUGCAGGGGGUCUAGAUCGGCCUAUUGAGCGAGCUUUUGUAUUGCGGGACUGGCGAUUUGGCCACUAUGAAAUGGAAGGCUUGCAGGAUCCUUUGAGUCGCUUUGUAAGAUGCGUUAUGCGACCAUUUCCAUGCAAGAAGAUUCACUACAUUGAGGACGAUGCAAUUUCUUACUCUAUUUCUUCUUGAGACCUGCUAUUGUAGUUGCUAUUCAAGUUCUGUUUCUCUGGUUACAAUAAAAAAACAUCAAACUUUUGGGUAAUAUUUCCUCUGGAGGAAGCACAUAAGAAGUUCUGGCAAGUGGAAGCUUCACAUUUUGCAUUUUAAAUGUACAUGGUUAUAUACUGUUCACUGUAGUAGUAGAAGUACCUUGUAAUUUCCUUCUGCUUUAGUUUGUUCUUAUCCCCAGAACGUCUAAACAAGUUAAAUUGUUGAUUUGACUGAAGAUGCAGCUGAUUUUUUGCCAA